This is a messenger RNA of Polypterus senegalus (gray bichir), 756 nucleotides long. RefSeq lists its product as uncharacterized. The transcript is spliced from 5 exons. The record is from RefSeq and is a predicted model, not a curated record. NCBI's taxonomy places the organism in Eukaryota, Metazoa, Chordata, Cladistia, Polypteriformes, Polypteridae. The coding region runs from base 145 to 756 and encodes 203 amino acids.
AUCCCCAUUUAAAUAUAUUCCGGUUCAAAUGAUUGGCAAACAGCUGCUAUCAUAAAGCACUUCCAAAAUACAGCUCUUUUCUCAAUAAAAAUAGAGGCUUCCAUAACCCAAACCCAUAUCUCUGUUCACCUUGAGAACGACAAGAUGAAUUUCGGCCAUGACGGAAUCCCUGCAGAAAGCGGGCUGUCUCCGAAUCAAGAGGGUUAUAUCCCCGUAGAGUCUCCGAUUUAUUAUACAGAUUCAGAAACUAGUCCUUUACACAGUGAAGAAGUUUCUCACAGGGCUUCCUCAGGGUUGACCAAUCGCAACCCCAGUCCCCCGGGUAUCUUAACGCAAGUGCUGGACGGUUCAGAAAAUCUAAACCUGUAUCGUAACUGGCAAAAUCUACAAACCCCUCCUCUCUCUGAGAUCAGUGUCCAGUAUUCUCCGGCGCACUCUGAGAACUGUGUUCAGUAUUCUUCGGCGACCCCUCGGAGCGGUGUGCAGUAUUCUCUAGCGUCCUCUUUUUCUAACAGGUGGUCGCCUUUGUCGGCGCCACUUCACUCUGAACACGGAUAUCGGCCUAUAAACCAUUAUUCCCUCCAUCCUGAACACCAAUGGAGACAUCGACAAAGACUGGAGCGGCUGACAGCACGACUUCGCCAAUUACUGGUGGAAUUUGUAGAACUGGAGGCUCCUGUGUACAACUCCACACCCGAAAUGUGUUUAGACUUGAUGCAUAUGAAUGCCUUUUACAUCCAUCUAACCCAUAAAUAA